AUGAGCAACAUCGUCGUUUCUUCUAAACCAAGCUCCACCACUUCGACAGCUGAUGCCGCUAUCUCUUCUGAUUCAAAUUCUCGGAGCAAACACGAUCAUCAACAUAGCCCCAGUAUGGAGCAUGGAGGAAUCAUAGACUUGCUGUGUACGAAUACAAGUAAUGAUUAUCGUCAUGAAGAGGAAAACGAAGAUGUUGAUUUGUUGUUGGGAGAAAACAUUAAACAUAAUAACGGAAGAAAUAGCUCGGUAAAGAGAAAGAAAACUCGUCUAACCGAUGCAGAAACAAAAAAGAGAAAAAUACAAUCAACGGAAAACAAUUAUGAAAGUGCUGAUGAUACUAGUAGUGAGCAUCAGGAAGAGUUUGAAAGAGGAAAUGCUACGAGUCCGAGUGAGCUGGACCUAAGCGAAAAAAAGAAGUCUCGUAGUGCGGCAAAUUCACCAUGUUUAAAAGACCACAAAUAUGUUCGAACCACGAAAACAUCUCCCAAAAACAAAACAGACUCUCUCAAACUAAUACAUUUAUCACUACCAGUAUAUAACGGCCAUCAUCACAAAAAUAGUAAUAAUUAUUCUAGCGACAAAACAAAAACAUACUCAUUAGAAUCAACAGGAACAAGCCAGUCCCAUGACGUGGUUGCUCCUAAAUCUAAGAAUCCUGAAGAGGAUACCCCCUCUUCAAGCAAAAUGGUUGUCAUUUCAAUUAUUUUUAUUUUCACAGCUCUUGUGUAUAUUAUGUUCAAGUACAAUCAAAUGCAUACGCAAAUUGAAUCCAUGGGCACUACUACAGCUCCAUUACCAGAAGAUCAAAGAAAAGUUUUUGAAAAUAUUCUUCAAAACCAAAUUUCAGACUCCCAAAAGCAAUUCUUAGAUUUGAUGAACAUCAAAUUAUCAGAUCUAGAAAAGAGAGUUAACAUUGAAUUUGAGAAAAAUAUGAACAAUAAUAUUUUGUCAAUUAAUAUGAAGAAUCAAAAGGAUUUGGAAAACAUUAAGGAUCUAGUACUGAACAAAAUAUUUUCAGAGAUCGACAAAGUGUUAGAAAACAGACUUGGCCCAAUCAUAGAAAGUCAUAGAGAAGAUGUUGUUAAACUUAAGGAGGAGAUAGACAAUAUUUUUCCUUCUGUGAAAUCAUUGAUCGAUGAUUCACUUUCCAAAUACGCUGCAGAUAAGAUUGGACUUGCUGAUUAUGCAUUGAGCUCGUUGGGUAGCAAAGUUGUCGAGCACUCUCCCACUUACAACCCCUCAUCAGGAUUUUGGCCUCUGUUUUCUUCUAUCAAACGGCCUGAUAUUAUUUUGACAACGGAUACAACGAUUGGAAAUUGCUGGCCCAUGAAAGGAGGUUCUGGAUUCGUAGUAAUUGAACUAGCUAGUCCUAUAAUACCAACAGCGUUUUCCAUCGACCAUGUUCCACGAUCAUUGACUCCUAAUUUCUCAUCAGCUCCUAGACAAUUUACUGUGUUUGCCUAUGAAAGUAGCACUUCUCUCGCAAAGUUGCACACGUUCGAGUAUGACAUUAAGGGUCCAGCGACACAAACAUUCUACAUUGUAGAAAAAGUUACGAGAAAGUAUCAGAGAUUUAGAUUCCAAAUUAGCUCUAACUAUGGAAACCAUCUCUAUACAUGUUUGUACAGAUUACGAAUUCACGGUGAGUCAGGAAAUUAUUUGCUCAAUUAA
This is a messenger RNA of Naegleria fowleri, 1671 nucleotides long. RefSeq lists its product as uncharacterized. The record is from RefSeq and is a predicted model, not a curated record. Bases 1 to 1671 code for a protein of 556 amino acids. The transcript is spliced from 2 exons. Gene Ontology annotation, molecular function: protein-membrane adaptor activity. Gene Ontology annotation, cellular component: nuclear envelope. Gene Ontology annotation, biological process: nuclear envelope organization. Lineage: Eukaryota; Heterolobosea; Eutetramitea; Acrasida; Naegleriidae.